CAUGCACAGGGAAGAGCGACUCUGGGAGGGAGAGGAGACUCAGGACUGACCCAAGAUGCCUUCGACUCCACAGCAGUCCUCCGGGCACAUGGAGGGGACCCCUACGUCGGAGGCAGCCUCACUGCCCCCAUUGCCCUGCGGGCCCUGUCUCCCCAUCAUGCUGGGCCUGGCCUCCCUCGCCGCCCUCUUCAUCCUAACCACAGCUGUGCUGGCCGAACGCCUGUUCCGCCGCUCUCUCCGCCCAGACCCCAGCCACCGUGCACCUGCCCUGGUCUGGCGCCCUGGAGGAGAACUGUGGAUUGAGCCCAUGGGCACCCCCCGAGAGCGCUCUGAGGAUUGGUAUGGCUCUGCGGUCCCCCUGUUGAUGGACCGGGCCCCAGGCCCUCCCACCCCCGGAGGCACCUUGGAGGCCCGAGCAACUGCCCCACCUGCCCCCUCAACUCUGCACUCUGCUCCCAGCUCCUUGGGUCCCCAGACCCCACCUGAGUUCCCAGCCCGCAGCACCUUCUGGGGACCCCAGGAGGGAAUGCCCCCCGCUGUGGGCCAAGUGAGCUGGGCUGAGCCUGAGCAGAGGCCAGAGACCAGCAUGCAGUUUGGGAGCCCCCAGGUUCAGAGGCAGCGACCAGGGAGCCCUGUUCCCGAGUGGGGCCUCCAGCCUCGGGUCACUCUGGAGCAGAUCUCAGCUUUCUGGAGACGUGAAAGCCGGACCAGUGUGGGCUUCUGA
Carlito syrichta (Philippine tarsier) is the source of this 724-nucleotide messenger RNA. RefSeq names its product chromosome unknown C16orf54 homolog (gene CUNH16orf54). The transcript has 2 exons. The record is from RefSeq and is a predicted model, not a curated record. NCBI's taxonomy places the organism in Eukaryota, Metazoa, Chordata, Mammalia, Primates, Tarsiidae. The coding region runs from base 56 to 724 and encodes 222 amino acids.